UAAUACAUUCCCAGACAUUCCGCUGAGUACGUUACGUUUACUUGAUGAAUCAUCAGUAACUGGAGUUCGCCAUCAGUCUUAUGCCCAUGACGGUCCUGUAUAUGCAAUUGUUGGUUUUCGAAAAUUUGGUGGAGAAAAUUCUACCGGGGAAAAUGUUUCAGAGAUAUAA
Messenger RNA from Loa loa (African eye worm), 169 nucleotides. RefSeq lists its product as hypothetical. The transcript has a single exon. The annotation marks the transcript as partial. Lineage: Eukaryota; Metazoa; Nematoda; Chromadorea; Rhabditida; Onchocercidae. The record is from RefSeq and is a predicted model, not a curated record.